CUUUUCUGUUCUCGAGCGCCCCUACAUACGGUAUAUACCAUACCAAGACGACGAUGACGAUACCGCUGACGGUUCCACUGCCGCUGACGGUGACGGUGACGGAGCUCUGUUUCCUCAGUCCUGCCUGUCAAUGCCACCCCAGUGACCGACCCCCUGCAGGUCGCCAUUCGUUCCGAGCCCAUUCUCGAAGGGCUAGGUUACGGUACUCUACAUACAAAUCCUCCUGUCCACCAGCAAGAAUUCUCCGCCUCUUUCUCGCCGCCUCUCACCCGCAGAUCAGGCCAGCCAUCUGGUGCCCCUUCGCUCAGUCGGUACCUACAUGAGUAACUAGGCCAUUUGUCCUCGUGUUGCAGUGCGCACUGCGUCCGACACAAUCAGUCACUGCACCAUAUUCAUCUAGAAGACUGACCACUACAUAUCAUAGUAAUGGUCGCGCAGCACGAUCCUCAUUGCCAGAUCCUCAUUGCCAGAUUCCAGAUCCAGAUUCCAGAGAGAGAAAGUUGAUUGUUCAUCACAUCCGAACAUCCCGGCUCGCCCUUCAAGUCACCCCACCCGGUGUUUGUUGGGUUCGGAAGUUUCCUUGCUUGCUUGUCUCACAGCCACGCCACGCCCCGCCGGCUCCCUGCCGACGGUUUUC
Molecule: messenger RNA, 637 nt
Organism: Tricharina praecox
Lineage: Eukaryota; Fungi; Ascomycota; Pezizomycetes; Pezizales; Pyronemataceae
Exons: 1
Coding region: 54-323 (89 amino acids)
Source: RefSeq, a predicted model, not a curated record